AUGUUUUCAGUAAACGGUGCCAGUACCUACCAGUACCUACCAGUACCUACCAGUACCUACCAGUACCUACCAGUACCUACCAGUACCUACCAGUACCUACCAGUACCUACCAGUACCUACCAGUACCUACCAGUACCUACCAGUACCUACCAGUACCUACCAGUACCUACCAGUACCUACCAGUACCUACCAGUACCUACCAGUACCUACCAGUACCUACCAGUACCUACCAGUACCUACCAGUACCUACCAGUACCUACCAGUACCUACCAGUACCUACCAGUACCUACCAGUACCUACCAGUACCUACCAGUACCUACCAGUACCUACCAGUACCUACCAGUACCUACCAGUACCUACCAGUACCUACCAGUACCUACCAGUACCUACCAGUACCUACCAGUACCUACCAGUACCUACCAGUACCUACCAGUACCUACCAGUACCUACCAGUACCUACCAGUACCUACCAGUACCUACCAGUACCUACCAGUACCUACCAGUACCUACCAGUACCUACCAGUACCUACCAGUACCUACCAGUACCUACCAGUACCUACCAGUACCUACCAGUACCUACCAGUACCUACCAGUACCUACCAGUACCUACCAGUACCUACCAUUUUUGAGCGAACUAUAAACAAAAGUAUGAGCAAGCAGUGA
Molecule: messenger RNA, 663 nt
Organism: Eurytemora carolleeae
Lineage: Eukaryota; Metazoa; Arthropoda; Copepoda; Calanoida; Temoridae
Product: anti-sigma-I factor RsgI2-like
Exons: 2
Coding region: 1-663 (220 amino acids)
Source: RefSeq, a predicted model, not a curated record